Messenger RNA from Danaus chrysippus (African queen), 1134 nucleotides. NCBI's taxonomy places the organism in Eukaryota, Metazoa, Arthropoda, Insecta, Lepidoptera, Nymphalidae. The record is from the annotation of a GenBank genome assembly.
AUGACAGAUGUCCAUUACAACGAACAAUCACUCCUUGAACAACUGAUGCUGUGUACGGAAUAUGUGGAUAAAGCAGAACGAUAUGAACUACUCGGCCCUCUGUAUCGUCUUGUAAUACCAAUAUAUGAGAAGCAAAAGGAUUAUCAGGCCUUACUCACUUGCUACCAACAUCUAACCAAAGCUUACGCCAAGGUCAUUGAGGUGACAAACUCCGGUAAAAGGCUUCUAGGAAGAUUCUACCGAGUAGCGUUCUUCGGAAAGGCCCACUUCGGGGAAGACGAAGAAGGCAUUGAAUUCAUUUAUAAGGAACCUAAAUUGACGUCACUCAGUGAAAUAUCGGAAAAACUUCAAACAUUCUAUGAGCAUAAAUUCGGGGCCGGCAACGUCAAGAUGAUUAUGGAUUCGGCGCCGGUAAAUCGUGAAGAAUUGGACAGUAAGGUGGCGUAUAUCCAAGUAACUUGGGUUCGAGCCUCGCCUGAAGGUAUGGGAACAGCUAUCAGCGGAGGGGAAGGGUCGUUUGAAAGGGUACAUAAUGUAAGACGAUUCGUGUUCGAGACACCAUUUACUAGAGACGGGGCAGCCAGAGGACCUGUACAUCAUCAGAGAUUGCGACUCACUCAUCUUACUGCUGAAAACUGGUUCCCAUAUGUCAAACGUCGAGUUCCAGUUAUAGAUACACAGAUAGAAGAGAAGAGUCCAAUAGAGGUAGCCGUUUCAGAAAUGGAAAGUCAAGUUGCUGAACUAUCUGAAAUAGUCAAUGCGAAAUCACCCGACAUCAAGAAACUACAACUAAGACUCCAAGGCAGUAUAUGCGUACAAGUGAACGCGGGUCCGCUGGCGUACGCGAAUGCAUUUUUGGACCCCACGCUGGCGCCGAUGUACCCUGACGAUAUGGUUGAAAAGUUAAAGGCCACUUUCAAAGAGUUCCUGACUGUUUGUCACGCGGCGCUGCAGUUGAACGCCAAACUCAUUAGCUCCGACCAAGUCACCUAUCAAGAAGCCUUGGAAACGAACUACUACAAACUCAGCGAUUCACUCUCCAACGUGUUAGGUCAACAACUACAAGAUAUCCUGCUCAAUGGAAACCUCAGCACCACCGUCACCGGCGUUGAAUUGGAGUCGAGCAACGCCUGA